AUGGAUCAGGAUCAGGACCAGCAAUGGAUGAUCAAUUGCUUGAAUGUAUCACUCGAUCCCAGCAAACCAGGUUAUGGUGUUGCUCUUGCUAGAUUUGCAGCACAACAGGAAACAGUUUUGCUACAGCAAUUUAUCAGAGAACACUGGAAUGAGGAUGAGGAAGGCUUUGAGCAUCCUGUUGUUGAGACCAAUGAGAAGGCAGCUGUGAAAGGACUACUUUUAGCAUUGCUUGAUGAUCCUCGUAAGGAGAUCCGUAUUGCAGUAAGUGCGGCUGUAUCCGCGAUUGCGCUUUAUGAUUGGCCAGAAGAUUGGCCUGAAUUAGUGCCUUCUCUUUUAACUUUAAUUUACCGCGAGAGUAAUCUGAAUGGUGUGCAUGGAGCUUUACUAUGCUUUUCUCUUCUUUCCUCGGACAUGGAUGACAAGAUGGUGCCCCAACCCCAACUUGUCCCACAUUUAUUCCCAUGCUUGCGCUGGAUGAUGUCGAAUCCUCAGAUCUAUGACCCAAGUCUGAGGUCUAAAGCUCUGUCACUAAUUUAUAAUUGUACUUCAAUGAGUUGGGUCAUGAGUGGUGUGUACGAGGAGAUGGAAACAACCACCUAUAUGCUCGAACCUUGGAUAGAUAGAUUUUCGUCAAUCUUGUUGAAGCCGGUGCCAUCUGAAGAUCCUGAUGAUUGGAGCAUAAGGAAGGAGGUGAUAAAGUGUUUGACUCAGUUCAUUCAGAACCUUUCCACCUUUACAAAACCUUAUUGGUCAGUAAUUCGGUGGCCAUUUUGGGAAACAUUUGUGUUAACGUUUGAAGUUUAUGAGCGCUCAGCAAUUGAAGGCAAUGAAAAUUCCUAUGAUGAAGGGUAUGAUUCUGAUGGUGCUGAGCAAAGUCUCGAGUCCUUUGUUAUCGAGUUAUUUAAAUUUUUAUUGACUGCUACUGGAAGCCCGAGGUUUGUGAAGGUUGUUAUGGACAAUGUAUUUGAGUUAGUCUACUACACUAUUGGUUUCCUUCAAAUGACGGAAAGACAGGUUCAGUCCUGGUCAAACGAUGCUAACAAGUAUGUUGCUGAUGAGGAUAACAGUACUUACUGUCGUGUACACGGUGCACGUCUGCUGCAAGAUGUAGUAUCUAAAUGUGGGACCGAAGGCAUAAAAGCAGUGAUCAUAUCUGUAGAAAUGCGAAGAAACGAGUCCCAAAAGGCGAAAGAUACUCGCUCUCGUGGUUGGUGGAGAUUAAGGGAGGCUGCCCUGUAUGCUUUGGCUGCUUUGGCUUCUGUGCCUGAACAGUUGCUUGAUGAAGUAGAGGUUUCUGGUUCCACUGUUGGAGCUAUGCUGUGGGAAAUAUUAAGUGAUGACAUGGCAAAUGGCUUCCAUGAGUACCCCUUUCUUUGUGCCCGCUUAUUUUCGACUGUUGCAAGAUUUUCUUCCAUGAUGAACAACCAAGUAACAGAUGACUUCAUAUCUGCUGCUAUGAAGACAGUUGGAAUGGAUGUGUAA
Molecule: messenger RNA, 1482 nt
Organism: Striga hermonthica
Lineage: Eukaryota; Viridiplantae; Streptophyta; Magnoliopsida; Lamiales; Orobanchaceae
Source: the annotation of a GenBank genome assembly